Molecule: messenger RNA, 1538 nt
Organism: Phragmites australis (common reed)
Lineage: Eukaryota; Viridiplantae; Streptophyta; Magnoliopsida; Poales; Poaceae
Product: large ribosomal subunit protein uL4z-like
Exons: 2
Coding region: 115-1329 (404 amino acids)
Biological process (GO): translation
Cellular component (GO): cytosolic large ribosomal subunit; ribosome
Molecular function (GO): structural constituent of ribosome; RNA binding
Source: RefSeq, a predicted model, not a curated record
UCUCACUAACCCCCCACACAAACCCUAGCCAAUUCCACCUAUCUAGCCCUUCCCCUCCCGCCACGCCUCCAAUCGCACCUCCGCCGCGCCGCCCCCAAAACCCUAGCCGCCGCCAUGGUCGCCUUCAGCCGCCCCCUCGUCUCCGUCAAGGCUCUGGAGGGCGACAUGGCCACCGACUCCGCCGGCCUGCAAUACCCCGCCGUCCUCAACGCGCCGAUCCGCCCCGACUGGGUCCGCAUCGUACACAGGCUGCUGUCCUGCAACAAGCGCCAGCCCUACGCCGUUUCUCGCCGGGCUGGCCACCAGACGUCGGCGGAGUCCUGGGGCACCGGGCGCGCGGUGUCCCGUAUCCCUCGUGUCCCCGGAGGCGGCACCCACCGCGCCGGCCAGGGAGCCUUCGGCAACAUGUGCCGCGGAGGACGCAUGUUCGCGCCCACCAAGAUCUGGCGCAAGUGGCACCGCCGCGUCAAUGUCCACCUCCGCCGCGUCGCCGUCGCCUCGGCCCUCGCCGCAACCGCCGUACCGGCCCUCGUCCAGGCGCGCGGGCACCGCAUCGAGGCCGUCCCCGAGCUCCCCCUUGUCAUCUCCGACUCGGCCGAGUCCAUCGAGAAGACCUCCCAGGCGCUCAAGAUCCUCAAGCAGGUCGGCGCCUACGCCGACGCAGAGAAGGCCAAGGACUCCGUGGGAAUCCGCCCCGGCAAGGGUAAGAUGCGCAACCGCCGCUACAUCAACCGCAAGGGUCCGCUCAUCGUCUACGGCACCGAGGGAUCCAAGAUCGUCAAGGCCUUCCGCAACCUCCCCGGUGUGGAUGUCGCCAACGUCGAGCGCCUCAACCUGCUCGACCUCGCCCCCGGUGGCCACCUCGGGCGCUUUGUGAUCUGGACCGAGAGCGCGUUCAAGAAGCUUGAGGAGGUGUAUGGAACCUUUGAUGCGCCUUCGCAGAAGAAGAAGGGCUUCGUGCUGCCGAGGCCCAAGAUGGCCAACGCUGACCUUGGCAGGAUCAUUAACUCUGACGAGGUGCAGUCUGUGGUGAAGCCACUCAACAAGGAGGUGAAGCGCAGGGAAAAGAGGAAGAACCCGCUCAAGAACGUGGCUGCCGUGCUCAAACUCAACCCUUACUUGGGCACUGCCCGCAAGAUGGCCACCCUUGCUGAAGCAUCCCGCGUCAAGGCCAGGAAGGAAAAGCUUGACUCCAAGAGGACCAAGCUUAGCCCGGAGGAAGCUGCCAAGGUUAAGGCUGCUGGAAAGGCAUGGUACAAGACCAUGAUCUCAGACAGCGACUACACAGAGUUUGAGAACUUCUCAAAGUGGCUUGGCGUGACACAGUAAAGCAAGCAAUCUAGUUAAGUUUUGAGUAGUGUCGCUGAACUUAUCUGGAGAGGAUUUAUCAUUCUGUUUUUUUUUAUCCUGCUAUCAUCAUAAGAAGUUACCUACCUGUGGGAUUUUGAGACCCAAGGCUGUCCGCUUUGUUAAUGCGUUGCUGUGAGAAUGGGCAGUUUCGAACCGGUUAUCAAAAUUAUCCAUGUGGUUUGAUUCAA